This is a messenger RNA of Coccidioides immitis RS, 1248 nucleotides long. RefSeq lists its product as uncharacterized. Lineage: Eukaryota; Fungi; Ascomycota; Eurotiomycetes; Onygenales; Onygenaceae. Gene Ontology annotation, biological process: transmembrane transport. Gene Ontology annotation, molecular function: transmembrane transporter activity. The transcript is spliced from 4 exons. The record is from RefSeq and is a predicted model, not a curated record. Bases 1 to 1248 code for a protein of 415 amino acids.
AUGGGCAACGAAGAUUCCAAUGAAAUCUGUGAGGAUGUUGGACCUCAGCCAGAUAUAUCACCACCGCCUGAUGGUGGAUAUGGCUGGGUUAUUGUUGCCGCCUGCUUUACACUGAGCUGGUUCACAUGGGGCAUUAUAUCGACAUAUGGCGUCUAUCUCGCAGAAUAUCUGUCGCAUAACAGGUUCCCUGAGGCAAGGCCGCUUGACUACGCCCUGAUUGGUGGAUUCAACUUCUCAGUGGCCAUGAUAUUUGCUCCUUUCGUCACAAUCCUUGCUCGUGAGACUGGAGCCCGGUUUACGAUGGGUUUAGGUGUAGUUUUCCUUGUCAGUGGUUUCGUUGCUGCAUCGUUCGUGAAACGACUUUGGCAGCUUUACAUCUCACAAGGAGUUAUGGUCGGCUUGGGAAUUGGACUGGUUUACAUACCUAAUGUGGCGAUUAUCUCUCAAUGGUUCGAUAAGAAACGGAGCCUGGCAAAUGGAAUAUGCGGCGCUGGCUCUGGACUCGGGGGCUUGAUGUUCUCCUUCACCACUGAGGCGGUUAUCAGGAAACUCUCUUUGUCCUGGGCUUUUCGCAUUACUGCUAUCGUCGUUACUGUGAUGCUGUCAAUUUCUAUUGCCUUGAUUAAACAUCGCAACGAAGCGAUACAACCACCCCAGCGCGGGUUUGAUACGAAGCUGCUCCGUCGCACUGACGUGCUGUUGGUCGUUUCCUGGGCCUUUGUUUCCAUGUUCGGCUAUAUGACACUAUUGUAUUCGUUGCCUGAUUAUGCGCGCUCUAUCGGGCUUUCGAAACCCCAGGCGGCGUCCGUGAAUGCGAUGCUGAACCUCGGCACGGCCAUCGGUCGUCCACUAAUUGGUAUCUCAAGCGAUCGGUUUGGAAGGGUGCAAGUAGCAGGUUCCUUGACCUUUUUUUGCGGCAUCAUAUGCUUCGCAAUUUGGCUCCCUGGCACCCUUUAUGGCGUGCUGAUAUUGUUCGCGCUGCUAUGUGGUGGAAUGUUGGGUGUCUUUUGGGUUGCCAUCGGCCCGCUUUGCGUUGAGAUCGCGGGGCUGAGAGAGCUUCAGUCACUACUCUCGUUAUCAUGGCUCUCUGUUGUUCUUCCAACAAUGUUCGCUGAGGUAAUCGCAUUAAAGCUCCGCCGACCUGAGUCAGGGAGAGAGUAUCUGUAUCCACAGGUCUUCGCUGGCGUCUCAUAUAUUGUUGCAAGUAUGUUCUUGCUCGUUCUUUGGAAAAGGACAAGGAAUAAAUGA